This is a messenger RNA of Lathyrus sativus (Indian pea), 960 nucleotides long. NCBI's taxonomy places the organism in Eukaryota, Viridiplantae, Streptophyta, Magnoliopsida, Fabales, Fabaceae. The record is from the annotation of a GenBank genome assembly.
AUGGCAACUUCCAAUGGCUCCGACGACGGAACCACUCUAUCGGAAUCGGCGUUGAUCUUUCUCGGAACAGGCUGUUCCAGCAUGGUUCCCAAUGUAUUGUGUCUCAUCAAUCCCUCUGAUCCUCCGUGUUCCGUUUGCGCUCAGUCAUUAUCGAUUCCGCCUGAGAAAAACCCUAAUUACAGGUGUAAUACAUCGCUCUUGAUUGAUUAUUGUGAAAGCAAUGGUGGUCACAAGUAUAUAUUGAUUGAUGUUGGCAAGACCUUUAGAGAGACGGUGCUCAGAUGGUUUGUACCUCAUCGGAUUCCAAGAAUCGAUUCUAUUAUUUUGACUCAUGAACACGCCGAUGCAGUCCUUGGAUUGGAUGAUAUACGGGCUGUGCAGCCUUUUAGUCCAAUAAAUGAUAUUGAUCCCACCCCCAUCUACCUGAGCCAGCAUUCAAUGGAAAGCAUAGAAGAGAAGUUUCCUUAUUUGGUUCAGAAACGCAAGGAAGGACAAGAAAUUCGAAGGGUAGCUCAGAUUGCCUGGAACAUUAUUACUGAUGACUGCAAUCAACCAUUUUUUGCAUCAGGAUUAAAGUUCACUCCUUUACCAGUAAUGCAUGGAGAGGAUUACAUCUGUCUGGGAUUUCUUUUUGGUGAGAAAAGUAGAGUGGCUUAUAUAUCUGAUGUUUCACGGAUUCCCGAGAGUACAGAGUAUGCUAUUUCAAAAAGUGGAGCUGGACAGUUGGAUCUUCUAAUAUUGGAUUCAUUGUAUAGGACUGGAUCACAUAACGUUCACCUUUGUUUUCCACAGACUCUUGAAACUGUUAAGAGGUUGUGUCCGAAGCAAACCCUUUUGAUUGGAAUGACUCAUGAGUUUGAUCACGACAAGGACAAUGAGUUUUUGAAAGAAUGGUCUAGAAGGGAAGGAAUUCCGGUGCAGCUUUCUCGUGAUGGUUUGAGAGUCCCCAUAAACUUAUAG